Paramecium primaurelia is the source of this 1540-nucleotide messenger RNA. The record is from the annotation of a GenBank genome assembly. Lineage: Eukaryota; Ciliophora; Oligohymenophorea; Peniculida; Parameciidae.
AUGAGACAAAAAUCUCAAACCGUUCACGAGGGUGUAGAAAGAAAAUUGUAAGCUGUCGAUUAUGAUAAGUGUAAUUAUAAGUGUCUGUUGACUAAAAAGAAAUUUCUUGGAAGGGGACUGAGAUACCUUUAUUUGUUUAAGAAUUCCAUUUGUAUAGGAAAGGUAUCCAUCUAUCUUUAGAUAUUUAAGUCACCUUUUGUUUAGAUUCCAGAACGUCAAUUUCGAAUCAACUCAGAAUUAAGAAUUAAAUGGACUUAUACAAAAAAUAAAUUAAAAUCAGUAAUCUUUUAAGUAAGCAGCUAACAUUAUGAAUAUUAUGGAACAAACGAAUAGUUAAGGGAACUUAAGUAGAAAUGUGCAUUAAAUGUUUUUCAAGUGUAGAUUUAAGAUGAAUAUUAAGCUGAAUCUGUUUUAGGAAAAGGGUCUUAUGCAACAGUUCUAGAAUUAACCAAUUUAUGUACAAAUAAACAAUAUGCUGCUAAAUGUAUUGAUUAACAACGUAUAAAUGAAAAGAAGAAUGGUUAGAAAUAAUUGCAAUAAGAAAUAGAAACAAUGAGAAUACUUUCUGAGUAGAAACAUGAUAACAUUUUAUAAUUACACGAACUCUAUAUAGGAAAUUAAAAUUAUUAUUUAAUUAUGGAAAUGGCAAAAGGUGGUUCACUAUUGGCUCUUAUGAAAAAACGCUAAAUUCUUUUUAGUAGAAAGGACAUCAAGCUUAUAAUGAAAUAGCUACUUGAAGGUUUAGCUUUUAUUCAUAAUCAUAACAUAAUGCAUAGAGAUUUAAAACCAGAAAAUAUAUUAUUUAUGAACAAAGAUUUAGAUUCAUUAGUAAUUGCAGAUUUUGGUCUAGCAUAAUCAGUAGGUUCUCAUCCCUAUACAUAUCCAAAAUGUGGAACACCUGGUUUUGUAGCUCCUGAAAUACUUGAACAAGAUUCUGAUUUGGCGAGAUAUACUGUAUCUUGUGAUAUAUUUAGUGCUGGAGUUAUUUUAUAUGUUUUGUAAAUGAAUUACAUUAAUUUAAGAUUGGUAGGAGAACCCUUAUUUGAAAAAAAGGACAGAAAAGAGUAAUUAGAAUUGAAUAGAAAAUGCAGUAUUAACUUAAGUAGAUUUCCAUCUGAUUAAUUGGAUGAUCUUGAAAAAGAUUUUUUGAUGAAAAUGCUUUCAAAAAACCCAGAUUUUAGAUGGCCAGCAGAUAACCUAUUGAAACAUAAAUUUUUGUUUCUGAAGAUUCUGUAGAAAGUGAAGCAGAUUUUUAAAAAAUAAAUAAUAUUUCAAUGUAUGAUAAAUAUAAAAUAUUAGUCUUAAGAAACAAGUGAUGCCAACUUUUUCUAAAAACCCCUUUAUAAAAUUUCGUAAAAAUAUUAAUACAGUGAGAGAUGCAACUUAAACCCUUUUUCAAAGAUAAAGAAAUUGUACAUUAAUAAUGUAAACCAAUUUAAGAUUUGAUAAAUCUUCACAAGAAUAAUUAAAUACCGAAUAAGUAAAUGGAAUGGGAUCUUUUAAUCUAUACAAAGAUGAAAUCAAUUAAACUAACCCUUGA